This is a messenger RNA of Dryobates pubescens (Downy woodpecker), 3463 nucleotides long. It is a transcript of the gene PHYKPL, whose product is annotated as 5-phosphohydroxy-L-lysine phospho-lyase. Gene Ontology annotation, cellular component: mitochondrion. NCBI's taxonomy places the organism in Eukaryota, Metazoa, Chordata, Aves, Piciformes, Picidae. The record is from RefSeq and is a predicted model, not a curated record. The transcript has 13 exons. Bases 70 to 1425 code for a protein of 451 amino acids. Gene Ontology annotation, molecular function: transaminase activity; pyridoxal phosphate binding.
CUCCGCUCCCCUCCCCGGCUCGAUCCCGGCCGUGUCCCGCCCGGGCCCUCCGCGGCGGCGGGAGCUGCCAUGAGGCCGGCGCCGCGCUCCCGGCAGGAGACCUUGGCCCUGCGGCGGCAGCUCAUCGGCUCCUCUUGCAAGCUGUUCUUCUCUAAUGAGCCGCUGAAGAUCAUCAGGGCCAAAGGCCAGUACGUGUAUGAUGAGAAGGGAAGGCAAUACCUUGACUGCAUAAACAACGUUGCUCAUGUUGGACAUUGUCAUCCAGCUGUAGUAAAAGCAGCCCACGAGCAGAACCAGCUGUUAAAUACAAACUCUCGCUAUCUCCACGACAACCUGGUUGACUAUGCAGAAAGACUUUCAAAAACACUGCCUGAGAAGUUGUGUGUCUUCUACUUUUUGAAUUCUGGGUCUGAAGCCAACGACCUUGCCCUACGGUUGGCACGGCAGUACACAAAACAUGAGGAUGUUGUUGUUUUAGACCAUGCUUACCAUGGACAUCUGACAUCCUUGAUUGACAUAAGCCCAUAUAAAUUCAGAAAUCUAGGAGGACAAAAGGAAUGGGUCCAUGUGGCUCCUGUUCCAGACACAUACAGAGGACUUUAUAGAGAAGAUCAUGAAGAUUCAGUAACAGCCUAUGCUAAUGAAGUGAAAAAUAUUAUUGAGCAAGCACAUAAGAGAGACAGGAAGAUUGCUGCAUUCUUUGCUGAAUCCCUGCCAAGUGUGGGUGGUCAAAUCAUUCCCCCAGCAGGCUACUUUCAGAAGGUUGCAGAGCAUGUGCACAAGGCAGGAGGUGUAUUCAUUGCUGAUGAAAUUCAAGUUGGCUUUGGCAGGGUUGGCAAGCACUUUUGGGCAUUCCAGCUUCAAGGAGAAGAUUUUGCACCUGAUAUUGUCACUAUGGGGAAACCAAUAGGAAAUGGGCACCCCAUUGCCUGUGUAGCAACAACAAAAGAAGUUGCAGAAGCAUUUGCAGCCACAGGAGUAGAGUAUUUUAAUACAUUUGGAGGAAACCCUGUUUCAUGUGCAAUUGGAUUAGCUGUGUUAGAUGUGAUUGAGAAGGAAAACCUUCAGGCUCAUGCCACAGAAGUAGGCAACUUCUUGAUGAAGCUACUCAAUGAGCAGAAAAUGAAGCAUCCUCUGAUUGGUGAUGUCAGGGGUUCUGGCUUAUUCAUUGGAGUAGACUUAAUCAAGGAUCAAGCAGAAAGGACCCCAGCCACAGCAGAAGCUGAGUAUCUAGUAACAAGACUUAAGGAAGAAUAUAUUCUACUGAGUACAGAUGGGCCAGGAAGAAAUGUACUUAAAUUCAAGCCCCCAAUGUGCUUCAGUAUGGAGGAUGCCACCUUUGUGGUGGACACAAUUGACAAGCUACUAACAGAUAUGGAAAAGGAACAUCUGAACCAACAGGAAACAUCCACCACUUCUACCUGAGCAGGUUUCAAACAAUGUUCAAGAUCUACUACUAAGAAACAUUAUUCUACUAUAAUAAUGCACACUUAAUCUUCAUCCUAGCAUGUCUUAGACCAGAUAAGUUACCUUUAAAUUUGUUAUUUUCAGUUAUCUUGUUGUUAGUAAAAGCUUUAGGAGAAAUAAAUAUUAGAACAGCUUGUUUCAACUCUGCCAGAAGUGUGGAAUGGAAUUUUAUUUAAAACAGCUUAUCUAAAACUGGUUAUUAUAAAGGAAUGUAUUUCUAGUAGCUACUAUAAAUACAUUGAAGUGUUUGCUCUUUCAUGUUACUUCAGUAAGUUAAGAUGAGCCAAUGGUGUCUCUUACAUCUGCUGCUAACCAAUGCAAAUGCCAUUCUAGCUGCCAGUGCACCCAGUCCUCCCUAAGCUCCUCUAACCAGUUUCAGUAGCCAGUUCCAGAACAAGGUCCCUAGUAACACUGCAUUCAAACACCAGUCUCAGCAUCCAGAUCAAGACAAAAACUUCAGUCCCAAAUUCGUAACAUUAGAAGCCUGAGGAACAGACAGCUGAGGGCCACAGCUCCCAAACCAGCUCUUAAAAAAAUACUGUCCUCAAGAAAUACCCAAGCAGGAUUAGUCCAUUGAGUACAUUACAGCCAUAACCAACAACCUUGUAUACAAGCCCUAGCUUUCAUCAGGCAACUGCAUGGUCUUUGUAUCACAAACUUUUCAUGCAAAGAGAGGGAAAGCCAGCUCUGCAUUUAAGUACCAGUAUCCUCAGCUUCCGCUUAAGGCCACAUAACCUGUCCAGGAAGCGUUACCGACUUCCAAAAACCAAAGGAACAGCCAGCUGACAAACUACUGCUAACACCUAGCCAGAAGUACUGCAGCAGUAUGGUCCUGCUACUAUGCAAACUCACUGUCAGAAGGUAAACUGUUUGCUAGAAAAAUACUUUGCUACCCCUUAUUUCAUAAGUAAGAGUAUGCAGUAAUGCAGUUCAACUUUUCAUCGAGACAGUGGUACUUCACUGUACUCAUGUAUUUCAGCGUUCUGCAAUUGUUAUUUGCAAGUAAGUUGGCCAUCAGGUUACAUACUCCAGCAGCUGUGAAGCUGUCAUGUCAACUAGCAGUUUUAAAAUCUGAUUCACCUGUCUUACGCUUCAGAUUUCCAUUUGAGCCCAGGAAAAGUCUUACAGACUUCUAACUUUACAGCAAGUUUUUUCUUUCCAAGGCCAGCCAGCAGGGAGCAGCAGAUCAGAGUCCCUGCAGGAACAGCUGCAUCCCUUGUUAAAAACUGAACAGGUCACUACUAACAUCUGUCAGAUUUUAUCUUUAAAAGGUAAGUGAAAAUCAAAUUGAUUAUUGCAACAAAGAUUGGAAGUUUACUUUGUGCAGCAGCACUUGCUGCUUCUCUGUAAGUCAGAGAUAGAGACUGUUCUGCAGCAAGACAGGAAAACUCACAUGAUAGUUAUUGCCUGAAAACAGUGAUAAAGUAGUCCAAAAAAGGAAAGGUUAUUUCUAGCUGGCCACUCAUCUCUAGAGAAAGAGGUUUUGUGUUUGGUUAUGUGUUUUGGGUUUUUUUUUCCACCAAGUGUAGUGGAAGUUCUUUUAGCCUGUUUUGAUACACAAAAAGGCUGCCAAAAUUCAGGCUUUGCAUUGGUAAUUUCAUGUCUAACCUGCCUUUCAAGGCUAUUAAGGACAUGCAUGCUGUUAAGGACUUGUAGAGAAGUUUUAGGCUCGACAGUGACACAUGAAGUGCAGCCAGCUUCUUGCAUAACUCUUAGCUUCCUCCUGCCAUGCUGUCUAGACUCCCAUGCCCUCCCUGAAGCCUCUGCCUCCGGCUCCUCCUAGCAGAGCCCUACAAUACAGACACUACCACAGUUAGGCUGAGCCUGUGCCUAUCUAGAACAUGAGCCACCAGCACAGCCUCUGUAAGAGCUGGGGCUUUCUACCCAAGUUUUUCUCCAUAACCUCCAGGCAGAAGUGACUGCAGUUUCCAGCUGCCACUUCACUGCCAGUGAGCACAACUACCAAUACAGCCUUCUAGUUUUAAGAUUAAAAAAA